AUGGUGGAUAUAAUAUUGAAUUAUUUCUUGGAUGAUAUGGGCGAUCAUUCCAAAAAGAAGUCUGGGUUGGCGAUGUGUGUCGGCUGCGGAAGUCAGAUCCAUGAUCAGUAUAUCCUUCGGGUCUCCCCCGAUCUGGAGUGGCACGCGACUUGCCUGAAAUGCGCAGAAUGCAGCCAGUAUCUCGAUGAGACUUGUACUUGCUUUGUCCGCGAGGGGAAGACCUACUGCAAGAGAGAUUAUGUAAGACUUUUCGGAAUCAAAUGCGCAAAAUGCAGCUUGGGCUUCAGUCGUAAGGACCUGGUCAUGCGCGCGCGGGACACCCUCUAUCACAUCCCGUGUUUCCGCUGUGGGGUCUGUAGCCGGCAGCUCAUACCAGGGGAUGAGUUCUCCGUACGAGAUGACGAACUAUUGUGUAGAAAAGAUCACGGAUUACUACUGGAGCACGAAAUGGGUUCACACAGCCCAGACCAUAUCCACAACAGAGUGUUACAUAUGGCAGCGGAUCCGAUGUCGGUCCGACCGGCGCCACACAGGAAUCCUGUGCACAGACAAUCAGAAAAGACCACGCGAGUGCGAACUGUGCUGAACGAAAAGCAACUACACACUUUACGCACGUGCUACAACGCAAACCCACGGCCGGACGCGCUCAUGAAGGAGCAGCUGGUUGAGAUGACGGGUCUGACCCCGCGGGUCAUUCGGGUCUGGUUCCAAAACAAGCGGUGCAAAGACAAGAAAAGAUCUAUACUAAUGAAGCAGCUACAACAGCAGCAACACGGCGAUAAGACCAAUCGUCAGGGCCUGACGGACACUGCGCUGAUCGCGGGAAGCCCUGUCAGGCCUGACGCUUCCGUGCCCGGCCAUCCGGUGGAGGUGCACACCUACCAGCCGCCUUGGAAGGCCCUGGGCGAGUUCGCGCUCCAGAGGGAUCUGGAGCAACCGGUUUUCCAGCAGCUGGUAUCUUUCUCGGAAUCGGGAUCUAGAAGCAACUCAUCGGGCAGUGAUGUGACUUCUUUGUCAUCACAAUUACCGGACACUCCGAAUAGUCUGGUAGCCAAUAGUAUGGUACCGAGCCCGAUGGAGUCGUGAGAACGAUAGUGUCCUCGUGCCUGGACUAACAGUCAGUCCGUCUGAAGCACGAGUCACGGGGUUUCAUAGGAAAGUGGGUUUCCCAUCAGACAGCUGACCGGACAAUUCCGGCGGACAAAUCUCGCGUGCUGAAAAGAAACUAUAGUGAGAAUCUUUUCUAAGUUGAGCAGUGUGAACGAAACCGAACGGAUGCAAACCGCACAGUCAUACUAAAAAUGUAUUCAAAAUGGGCAUCUGUAUCUCUCUCUGACAUUUUUAUACGAAUCAUUAGGGACUCCGAAAGAUAGGAAUGAUGUUGACAGAAUUGUUUAUAUAAAGUACAGGCCUUUCUAAGUGGAUUAGUGACAGACAUUUUGUGCCUCUUGAGCAAAGUAAUUUAUUGUUAGGGUUAGUAAUGGUAAAAUUACUUAUGGUAAUUUAUUGUUCUAAUCAUUCAUACAGAAAUAAAGCUGAGCGAGGUGAUUGUGAGUUUGUGGGUUUAGCGUUCGGGUCUGGAGACCUUUAAGAAGACAGGCUUACUAAACUGCGACAUUCAACACGAGUUUAUCGAUGAUAUACCAUAAAACUAAUUACCACAAACAGACCUGUAUUGCUUCUUAUGCACAUCAUAUUAUUUGUAGGAAUUGGGGGUUGGAAAA
Molecule: messenger RNA, 1724 nt
Organism: Electrophorus electricus (electric eel)
Lineage: Eukaryota; Metazoa; Chordata; Actinopteri; Gymnotiformes; Gymnotidae
Product: insulin gene enhancer protein isl-2b-like
Biological process (GO): positive regulation of transcription by RNA polymerase II; neuron fate specification; axonogenesis
Cellular component (GO): nucleus
Molecular function (GO): cis-regulatory region sequence-specific DNA binding; DNA-binding transcription factor activity, RNA polymerase II-specific
Source: RefSeq, a predicted model, not a curated record